GCGCGGGAGCGCUUCAAGGUGGUCUUCGCGCCCCUCAUUUGCAAGCGGACGUGCCAGAAGGGGCAGUGCCGCGACAGCUGCAAGCCCGGCAGCAACAUGACGCUCAUCGGCGAGAACGGGCACUCCAUGGACACGCUCACGGGCUCCGGCUUCCGCGUGGUGGUUUGCCCGCUGCCCUGCAUGAACGGCGGGCAGUGCACGUCCGGGAACCACUGCCUGUGUCCGCCGGAGUUCACCGGGCGCUUCUGCCAGAUGCCGGCCGGGCGCCACGGCCUCGCCCAGCAGGCGCGGGGCCCGGGCGAGGAGCUGCCCGUGGAGACGGGCUCCACCAAGCACGCCAUCUACGCGGUCCAGCUCAUCUCGGACGGCCACGGCGACGCGCCCUCCGGGCCCGGCUCCAAAGGCACCGUCAGCCACUCCACCUUCGUGGUGCCCCUCGGGCCGGGACAGCACUCCUCCGAAGUUCAGGUGCACCAGCCGCUGGUCAACGUGCGGGUGCAUCACCCGCCCGACGCCUCCGUGCAGGUGCACCGGAUAGACAGCCUCAGCUCCGAGGGGGGCGGGCCGGGCAGCCAGCAGCACCUGAUUCCGCACCCGGCCCCCAAGCCGGCCUUCACCAGGCCCCCCACCCAGAAGCCGCUGGGGCGCUGCUUCCAGGAGACGAUGCCCAAGCAGUCGUGUGGAAGCAACCCCCUUCCAGGCCUCACCAAGCAGGAAGACUGCUGCGGCAGCAUCGGCACCUCCUGGGGGCAGAACAAGUGCCACAAAUGCCCCCACCUACAGUACUUGGGGGUGCAGAAAACGCACGGGAUCGACUGUCCACAGGGCUACAAGCGACUGAACAGCAGCCAUUGCCAGGAUAUCAACGAGUGCACCAUGCAGGGCGUGUGCCAGGGAGGCGAGUGCCUGAACACACAAGGAAGCUUCCGCUGCGCAUGCAAACCGGGACACGUCUUGGGUCCGGGACGAAGCCACUGUGUGCCGGAGAAGGCUGGGGAGAAGAGCUUGUGUUUCCGGCUGGUGAGCCCCGAACACCAAUGCCAGCACCCGCUGCCCACCAAACUCACCCGCCAGACCUGCUGUUGCAGCGUGGGGAAGGCCUGGGGGGCCCGUUGCGAGCGCUGCCCCGCCGACGGAACCGCUUCUUUCCGCGAGAUCUGCCCUGCGGGAAAAGGGUAUCACAUCCUGACCUCCCACCAGACUCUGACUAUCCAGGGAGAGAGCGAAUUCACGCUGCAGAUCCACCCGGACGGAACGACCGACUUCCAGCAGCAGCAGCAGCAGCAGCAGCAGCAGCAGCAGCAGCAGCAGCCGCCGCCGAAAGUGGAGUUACCCACCCGUCUGCCUCCGGGCAGCGAUUCCCAGGAGACGUACACCGUCACGCCGCCUGUGCCCCCCAGCCACGUGACGAAUUCAGAAGAGCAGCAGGUCCUCUUUGUCAACACGCCCACCUUCCGGCCCCGAUACCCUGCGGUGGUCCCCAAGCCCACAACUGCAAUCCUGGUUAAAUAUCCUCCGGAGGACAAGGGGGUCAACGAAUUCUUUAUAUCUCCUACACAGGUAACAGUAGAUACGGACACCUGCAGGGUAAACCGCAACUUUUGUGGGCACGGGGAGUGCAUCCCAGCAACCACAGGGUUCACCUGCCACUGUAACCAAGGAUACCGGAGGCACCCGCAGCUCGAAUAUUGUGUGGACGUGGACGAGUGCGAUCUGGACCCCUGCGGCAGCGGGAAAGGCGUGUGCAUGAACACCGGCGGCUCCUACAACUGCCACUGCCACCGCGGGUACCAGCUCAAAGUGCUCAAGGGAGUGCGCUCCUGCGUGGAUGUUGACGAGUGUGCCAAGCCCAACAUCUGUGGGGACGGCGGAUCUUGCAUCAAUUUCCCGGGACACUACAAGUGCGAGUGUCGUCCAGGCUACCGGCUCAAGACGCCUUCGCGGCAGCCCCUCUGUGAAGAUAUCGAUGAAUGCCUUGACCCCGGGACUUGCCCAGAUGGGCGGUGUGAGAACAGACCCGGCAGCUACAAGUGCUCCCCCUGCCAGCCGGGCUUCCGGGGCCAAAGCGGCUUGUGUUACGAUGUGGACGAGUGUGCCGAGGAGGUCGCCUGCAAGCACGGCUGGUGCGAGAACACGGCCGGCUCGUUCCGCUGCUCCUGCGGGGACGGCUUCACCCCCGCGUCCGAUGCCCGCAGCUGCCUUGAUGUAAAUGAGUGUGAAGACGGACCCCUGUGUGCCCACGGGGUGUGUGUGAACACGCUGGGGUCCUUUAAGUGCCAGUGCCCCGCAGGCUUCCAGGCAGUGAAGGACGGCCCGCGCUGUGAAGACGUGAACGAGUGCGACUUCCCGGCCGCCUGCGUGGGAGGCAAGUGCUCCAACACCGUGGGCUCCUACCAGUGCCUUUGCCAGCCGGGCUACCAGUUGGAGGGGGGCCGGAAGUGCCGCGACAUCAACGAGUGUGCGAAAGACCCUGACCUUUGCCAGCCCCACGGGACGUGCGAGAACACGGACGGCUCCUUCGUGUGCUUGUGCAAGGAGGGCUACGGGCCGUCGGAGGACCGGAAGAGCUGUGAGGAGCUGCCGCACAACAAGAAGGAGUGCUACCUGAACUUCGACGACUCCGUCUUCUGCGACAGCAUCCUUGCCACCAACGUCACCCACCGGGAGUGCUGCUGCUCGCUCGGCGCCGGCUGGGGCGACCAGUGCGAGAUCUACCCGUGCCCCAUCCUCAACUCCAUCGAGUUCCACACUCUCUGCCCGGACGGCAAGGGAUUCAUUCUGGACGAAACUUUCCUGAACUACGGGGUCCCAGCUCACCGGGACAUAGAUGAAUGCGCCUUAUUUGGGGCAGAGAUUUGCAAGGAAGGGAAGUGUGUGAACACGCAACCGGGCUACGAAUGCUACUGCAAGCAAGGCUUCUACUACGACGGGAACCUCCUGGAGUGCGUUGAUGUGGACGAGUGUCUGGACGAGUCGAACUGUGUGAAUGGGCGCUGCGAGAACACCCGGGGCAGCUUCCGCUGCUCCUGUCCGGCUUCCACCAUGUACGACCCAGCUCAGAAGAAGUGCGUGGCGCAGGCAAAGAUCGAUGUGGACGAGUGCCAGGACCCCGGGGUGUGCAGGCUCGGCCGGUGCACGAACACCGUCGGCUCCUUCACCUGCGAGUGCCACCCGCCCCUGACGCUGGGCCCCAGCGGCAAGGAGUGCCAGCUGCCCGAGGCGCAGGCAGACCGGGUGAGCGACCCGCGCGACGUCUGCUGGCAGCUGCGAGGGGAGGACGGGAUGUGUUCGUCUCCGUUCGGCGGCCAGCAGCUCAGCUACGAGGAGUGCUGCUGCCACCACGGCCAGGGCUGGGGGUACCUGUGCGCCGCCUGCCCUCCGCGUGGCCCAGGCCUGAACUGCCAGUCCACCCCCAGCGAGAGCAACUCCUUCUGGGACUUCAGCGCCUUGUUCGGCAAGAUGCCCCGAGAGGCAGACAGCUCCGAGGAGGAUUCCGACGAAUGCCGCUGCCUGAAUGGCCGCUGUGUCCGCACCCAGCAAGGCUCCAUCUGCGAGUGCCCUCUGGGCUUCCACCUGGAUGCAACCCACACCCGCUGCUUAGACAUCGACGAAUGCCGGGAGCUGAACCAGCGAGGCCUGCUGUGCAAGACGGAGCGCUGCGUGAACACCAGCGGCUCGUACCGCUGCACGUGCAAGUCGGGGUACGUGCGCUCCCGGCCUCACGGGAUCUGCAUUCCCCAGCGUCAGCAGUAGGCCGGCCGGGCACGGAUGCAGGGGGGCAGGUGGCCGCGGACCGAUUCCCUUCCCCCUGCGCUGGCCCCGGCGAGCCCCCCGGGGUGAUCGCUGUUGGCAACUGGAUUCUAAGAGGAACUUCCAGCAAAGCAGUUCUUACGUUCUUUAAGGACUUCUUAAUAUGUUUUUGUACCAGCUAUGAUGAAGGGGCAUUGAUACUUGUUAUAGGUUCCCUACCAAUCCUUGUUUAUUGCUCCCUAACGCACCAGAUGUUUAUCGUUAGGGUUAAAAAAAAACAACCCUGCAUUUGGUUUGCACUUGUUUCUGUAGGGUUCAGAAAUAAAACUCAUUUUUGUACAUAAUAGAUGCUGGUGAAAACUCCAAAGUGAAUCAGCUAAUUAAAAAAGAAGGAAAAUCUG
Varanus komodoensis (Komodo dragon) is the source of this 4151-nucleotide messenger RNA. It is a transcript of the gene LTBP3, whose product is annotated as latent transforming growth factor beta binding protein 3. Lineage: Eukaryota; Metazoa; Chordata; Lepidosauria; Squamata; Varanidae. Bases 97 to 3753 code for a protein of 1218 amino acids. The record is from RefSeq and is a predicted model, not a curated record. Gene Ontology annotation, molecular function: calcium ion binding. The transcript is spliced from 28 exons.